AUGGGAUGCAUCGGCUCCAGGAGACUGACGGUGGAUGGCGUGCCAGUCCAAAAGGAUGGGGAGCAACAUGGACGUUCAGAAUUUUCAUGGGAAGGAAUCAAUCUGUCUAUGGAAGACACCACAUCAAUCCUGCCACGGCUCAAGAGGAAUUCAAACGCCUAUGGCAUCGGGGCUUUGGCUAAGUCUUCUCUGUCAGGUGUGUCAGUUACCCGCACUAUGAAGGAAAGAGUGACCAAACCCACGGCCAUGGCCCAGGGCCGCGUCGCUCACAUGAUCGAAUGGCAGAACUGGGGCAUGCAGACAGUGGGUGCAGGGGGUGUCCUCCAGCCGCGCCCCACCACCCAGGAGCGGGAAAAAGAGCGGCGAUUGGAGAACGACGCCUACAGCGACCUCAGCGAUGGAGAGAAGGAGGCUCGUUUCGCUGCAGGUAUCCUGCAGCAGUUUGCAAUCUCGGAAGCAACGCUCUUGGCAUGGUCAUCGAUGGACGGUGAGAGUCCACGGUCAGGAUCCAACCAGGGCAGCGUGGCUCACCUGAGUGAGGUCAACCAGGAGAGCAUCACCAGUCGAGAUCAGAUACUGCACCACUCAUCAGCAGAGGUGUGGCCUCACACGUAUGUCUCCCAGGGCCACUACUGCCUCUCGUCUUCAGAUGCGUGGGAGCCGACUAACACCGACCCUUCCGGCAUGGGGUCUCCCCCCGCCGGGUCCUACAUUAUGGGGACGGACGGCUAUGACGGGCAGGCGGCGCCUCACUAUCUGUCCCAGCAGCAGCAGCAGCAGCAGCAGUUCAGCCUCCAACAGCAGAAUCAACUACAGCAGCUGCAGCAGAUCCAACAGAUCCAGCACUACCAGCAGCAGCAGCUCCUGCAGUAUCAGCAACAACAGGCUCUGGAGCACAGGCUGCACAGUGCCACCCAGUCUUUGCAAGCGACACCCAACAGCACCAUCCACAGUCUGGUCCAUCCUGUACACCCUCCGUUGGUGGAUCUGUGGAACACGGGGCAGAUGGACGCCUAUCAGGCAGAAGCCGGAGGCUACAUGGGUGUGGCGGCGGUAGUGGAGCCAAGCAUGUGUGUUCCCACUGGAGAGGAAAUGGUGGGAAAUGAACACUCCCCGCUACUGGAGCAGCAGGAGGAGGAGGAGGAGGUCAAGGAGGAGGAAAUAACGCUGUGCAUGGAACCAGAAUCGGCCAUGUUGACUCCACCAAGGCAAGGGGAUGCCUCCGGUGGAAGCAGUCCGGGGCAACCACCAUCAGAACCAAUCACCGAGCGGAAGACCUCUGAUGUCACCUCUGGCCUCAUUCAGACACUUGAGGAAAAAGAAAAGGACGAGGGGCCACCUGCAUCCAUAGCAACCAAUUAA
Menidia menidia (Atlantic silverside) is the source of this 1362-nucleotide messenger RNA. The record is from the annotation of a GenBank genome assembly. NCBI's taxonomy places the organism in Eukaryota, Metazoa, Chordata, Actinopteri, Atheriniformes, Atherinopsidae.